Molecule: messenger RNA, 1808 nt
Organism: Bombyx mandarina (wild silkworm)
Lineage: Eukaryota; Metazoa; Arthropoda; Insecta; Lepidoptera; Bombycidae
Product: monocarboxylate transporter 9
Biological process (GO): transmembrane transport; monocarboxylic acid transport
Molecular function (GO): monocarboxylic acid transmembrane transporter activity
Source: RefSeq, a predicted model, not a curated record
ACAGAAUUCACUAAAUAAAAGUUCAUUUGUGUUGUUGCUGACAAAGGGCGUUAACGUAUGUUUAAAAUAUUAUUUUAUAAAUGACGACAUACCUAACAGAGUACUAAAUAAAAUGUGGAAUUACAGUGAUUUUUGUUUAAUGUGUAUUUUAUUGACGUUAUCUGAAGAGUUGUAAAUGUAUCAAGAUGUCUAACGCACCUGCGUACAAGGUGCCUCCAGACGGAGGAUACGGAUGGGUCAUCACAUUCGCGUAUGCUUUGAAUAAUGUAGUUGUUCUACCCCUCAUUAGUAGUUUCGGUCUGGUGUUCCAAGAAGCGUUUGAUGAGACGGGUUUGACUCCUACGCAAGGGACCUUAGUUAUAAUACUCAAUCAUAGUAUUGGAAUGUUGUUGUCGUUCUUUGGAGGACCAUUACUACGACGGUUUGGAUACCGGAAAGUAGCUGCCGUCGGGGCUAUACUUAUCUCUGCUGGACUCAUAUUAACGAGUUUAGCAUCCAGUUUCUGGGUCUUCAUUUUAUCGUACAGUAUUCUAAAUUCAAUGGGUGUAGCUUCAGUAAUGGCUGCAUUCACAUUAGCAAUUAAUUCGUUCUUCAAGGAAAAACGAAGUAGAGCAAUCGGUGUCGGCAUGUCAGUCACAGGACUUGGAGCAAUUUACAUGCCACUGCUCAUGAGUACUCUCAUUUACGCGUACGGUUGGCGAUAUGCUGUAUUAAUAUUGAGUGCAAUUUGUCUUCACUCACUUUUAGCGGCAUGUCUGCUAAGGCCUGCGAAAUGGUACUUAAAAGACCCACCGCUCUCGGAAGAGCUUGUACCUCUAAAGAAAGAGACUGAUGUUGAACUUGUCAACGGUAGCAUUACGUCUUCAUUGAAAGGAAUAGCUUCUUUACAUAUGAAUGAUACGAAAGAAAACGGUGGAAUUCCAAUGAAAAGUUUUUCUAUGGGAUCACUGAACAGUAACUCAAGUUUGCAGUCAAGAAAUGCUGUAUCGCACCCUGAUGUGCGUCCAAAGCAAAACGAAACACCACUAGCACAGGCGCGUUACAAAUGGUGGGAGUCACAAGAAGUAAAUCUUGGGAGCUCCAUAAAUAUUUUCAAUGAAAUCAUUGAGAAUAAGAAACAUAAAGAAGUCGAUGUGUUGACGACAGAGGAAAAAGAGAAAAAAGGCUUUUUACAAAGCUUCGUGGAUUUCUUUGAUUUAACACUUUUAAAAGAUCCAAUAUUUGUUAGUAUCCUAAUCGGUCUCUCAGUGGCUGCUUGUGUUGAAACAAACUUUUCUCUGCUCUUACCAAUUAUUCUUAAAGAUAUGUUAAAAUUCGAAACAAGCGAAAUAGCUCAGAUUAUGUCUAUCAUAGGUUUCUCAGACACACUGUUUCGACUGGUAGCACCUUUUAUUGGAGAGUGGUGGAAUAAAUCUCCCAGAGUUAUGUACAUGGUUAGUUUGACGCUAGUAAUUAUCAUCAGAACUAUAAUGCUUUUCACGCAUUCUUAUUUAGGAAUGGUUUUCGUGGCAAUAGCCAUGGGAUUUACAAAAGGAAUACGUACUGUUUACAUGAACUUGAUAAUCCCUUGUUACGUUCCACUGGAGAGACUGCCAUUUGCUUCUGGGAUACAAAUGUUUUUCAAUGGUAUUAUCAUCGCCUCAAUCGGAUCGUUACUAGGUCGCAUUCGUGAAUCUUCAGGAACCUACAUUAUGCCUAUAAUUGUAUUAAACAUAGUCACACUUUUAACUAUAAUUCUAUGGAACUGUGAAUUCUUGUAUCUAAGAAUAAAAAAUAAAAAUCAAAAGGACAACCAACUUGAGGCUUAA